This is a messenger RNA of Diabrotica virgifera virgifera (western corn rootworm), 5106 nucleotides long. RefSeq names its product coiled-coil domain-containing protein 28A. The record is from RefSeq and is a predicted model, not a curated record. Bases 90 to 767 code for a protein of 225 amino acids. NCBI's taxonomy places the organism in Eukaryota, Metazoa, Arthropoda, Insecta, Coleoptera, Chrysomelidae. The transcript has 4 exons.
UUUGUUUCCGGUAUUAAGUCUAUUGGUUCCAAUAUUUAAGGUGAUUUAAGUAAUAAUUAUUUUUCAAAUAAAUCUAAGUUUAUCAAAAAAUGCCAAGGUUAGGGACACAGUUGUCAGACAUUUUGUUACAAUUUCCCAAUGUCAUUACCGAAAAUAAGAUUCAAGAGAUAGAUGAUGAAUUUUACAGAGAAAUGAAACUGGAUUCUGGUGUAACAAACUUGCAGAUUUCAAGUAGCAGUGCAAGCAGUAUUUCAGGUGUUGAAGAGUUCUGGCAUUCGGUGAGCCUAUUAGAAGCUAACGAUGGAAAACUAAAAUAUAUAUCUUCUUCUGGCAAUACAAGUCAUAGUUCUGUAGUCCAUAGCGCUAGAAGAGCGGGGAGUGGAACUGCAGCGACAGGUUCAAAAAUUACAUUUGUUAAUGAAAGAAAAGUUAAAGAGGGUGCCAAACCAACUACAGUUAGAGCUAGAAAUCCACAUAAAGUUCCCGAUGUGCGACAUAUGGAGAGAGCCUUGUUGGGACUUUUGGCAGACUUUCAUUCUGGGAAGCUGCGAGCCUUCGGUAGUGGUUGUACCAUGGAGCAAAUGACCAACAUUAGAGAGCAACAAGAAAAACUUGCCAAGCUGCAUUUUGACCUAGCUUCCGCCACUGUGCCUAGUUUGAAUGAAGAGGAUAUUCAGAAAUCACAGAGUACCAUGAGCCAGCUUAUACAGAGGUUAGAACAGUUAAGUGAUUCGAUUGAAGGUUUGCAUAAUACAUCCAAUAAAUAGUUUUAUUUUUUUAUGAAUACCUAUAUAAAGUUCCUUGGUUAGUCUUGCCAUUUAUGGUGAUUUUAUAAAACAUCAACUAUAUUUAUAUGGAUUCAUUUUGUAUUAAAGACGAUCAAUGCAAAAACCUCGAGCGCCAGUUUAAGGAGACUUACUAUCUAAAUAGAAAAAAAAAAUUUACACUUUUAGUUGUUUUUCACCACGGCAGAGGGCGUUUUCUAAAUUAUUAUUUUUAGUUUGGGACAUACUUUUCUGCCUUCCUGUAACUAUUAUUUUUUAAUUCCAAUGGAAUUCAAUUUGUGAGACUUAAAAUUAAUAAAUAAACCUUUAAAAUGUUCAUUUGGGGGGGGGGGGGGGGUGAAUUUACUCCUGUACUAAAAGGUGGAGUGGUUUUUAUCUUUUUAAUUCAACAGUCUCAGAUAUCCAGUGAUGAGCGCGCUAAUAACCGGCAAAAUAACGCAAAAGAUGGAAGAUUUAAUUAAGUUGUGAAAUAACAAGAGGUGAAACUAGUAGAGGUGGAAAUUAUCGAUAUAAACGUAAACCUUACAUAAACAUUACAUUCAGCCAUAUUCUGUAACUUUUAACAGAUCGAAUAGAAAUGACCAAGUCGAAUCGUAAUUACCCGAAAUCGGAAUGUUUGAUAUCUAUCGCGUCAUUUUUGUGUUUGCAUUAGCAUUCUGUAACAGGGCUUUUCAUCGAUUGUCAUUUGUUUCGAGCUUCUGUCAUGUGUCACAUAAUAUUAAUAUAUCUACUUCAUACGUCUUUGGUUUGUGUCGUUGCAGGUUUGUUCCAACAUGAACUUUUGGACGGUCCAGAAACCGUCACGAAACUACUUGUACCGUUUGUUGUGCGCAUGUUCGUAAUUGUAUCGUCCAGUUAUCGCCCCAUGACGGUAAUUUGGAAACCGAUGUUGGAACGGGUAUCUGACUGAUAACUGAUUUAUCUAUCAUUAGGUUUGUUCCAGCAUGAACUUUUGGACGACCCAGAAACCGUCACGAAACUACUUGUACCGUUUGUUGUGCGCAUGUUCGUAAUUGUAUCGCCCAGUUAUCGUCCCAUGACGGUAAUCAUAUAUUUGUCAUUUUUGUUGGUGACAGCUUGUGUGCUUUUAGUCGAUCAAAGGCUCAAAAAAUUUAAAGAAUUAAAUCCUAGUGCUCAAGUCAGUCCAACCAGCACAUUAUGCAUUUGCCCGAUUACUGAAAUGAUCAUCACGAAACCGUCACCGAAAGAUCACAAUUCUUGUUGGAACAGUGGGAAGGACGAUCCGAUGACGAUCAUAUUUUUGUUGGAACGGAUUUUCUUUACUGCGCAGGAGCGUUACCGUUUCGUGACGGUUCUCGGUCGUGUUGGAACAAACCUAUUAUCAUUUUUGUUGGUGACAGCUUGUGUGCUUUUAGUCGAUCAUGAUUCCCGCUUUCGAUUUGCAAGUCAGUCCAACCACCACAUGCAUUUGCCCGAUUACUGAAAUGAUCAUCACGAAACCGUCACUGAAAGAUCACAAUUCUUGUUGGAACAGUGGGAAGGACGAUCCGAUGACGAUCAUAUUUUUGUUGGAACGGAUUUUGUUUACUGCGCGGGAGCGUUACCGUUUCGUGACGGUUCUCGGUCGUGUUGGAACAAACCUGGUAUAUACCAAUAACGUAUGACGUAGAUAUAUUAAUAUUAUGUGACACAUGACAGAAGCUCGUAACAAAUGACUGUGAAUGAAAAGCCCUAUUCACAUCGUAUAAUCAGGGUAAAUCGAAAUCGGUAACUUCUAUUUCACGCGCUCAGGAGAUGAUGGCAACCCCGCAUUGACAAGCGAAAUGAGAGUUCUUUGACCUGUUUGUUACUGGAUCUAAACUUGAAAUAUGACACCGUUGCCAUAUCCUCAAUUUUUUCAUACUAUCAUAUCACAUUACAUAAAGUUACAUUUAAAAAAUAGUUUUUAAACACCAAAAAAGAAAAGUUUUGAACAAUAAAUAAUAAAAUAUUAGUGUAAAUACUGGAUACAAAAAGAUCAAAAGAGGAUAAAUGGUUUUAAAUCAAAGUUAAUUAAAAUUGUUAUAAAAAAGAAGAUAAAUUGAUAUAAUAUAAAAAAGAUAAAUGAAGAUAAGAUGUAUAAAUGCUUUUAAAUCAAAGAUAAUUUAAAUUGAUGUUAUUAAUUAUUAUUAAUAAAUUGUUUUAAAUCGAUAUUACUAAUAAUAUGCAAUCUUUAAGAUUUUAUUCCAGCUGAAAGAACUGCUAAACAGCUUUUCCCAAAAAUGGCCUCUUUUCUAUAAUUUGUUCAGACUAUAAGCGUUGAUUGACAAAUAUGCAAGUAUACUGGUAUAAUAUAUUUAUCAAUCAACGCAUAAGAAGUUUAUUGUAUAUUGUAUAUUAUUCUUGUACAUUAUUACCAUUGAUUGAAAUUGUACAAGAAAUAAACAAAAAAAGUAUGGCAACACUGUGACUGGCAAACAUUCAGAUGCCAACUAGCAAAUAAAUAAGGUUAGGUUCAAUGUAUACUCGUACAACAUGUCUAAAUUAAAUAUAUAAUUCUCUAAACAAAUAACACCACAUACUAAAAAUUAAGCAGCUACAAAAAGGUACAAAUACUAUAAAUAAGUAGUAAUCAAUUAUUUUUAGUAGAUAUAUAAAAUAUAAACGUCAAAACAAAACAAAAUGCGCUUGCGUCAAGCACAAUGCCGAUAUCGAAAUCUUAUUUCGACGGGGUUAAUGCUGUCGAAGUGAUUUCUAUUCACUAUUACGAUUGUAGAGAUUCCAAAGUAGUUAUGGAAUACUGAUUUGGACUAUUUCUAUUCGACUCGGCCACUUCUAUUCGAUUUACUUCUAUCAUCGAAAUGAGUUACAGAAUAGGCAUUACAUAGUUUCCCACCUUUAGAAGUCUGUGACAGAAUUUUAUAACUCCUGUCAGAGUGACAUACUCCUCCGAUACGUCUAAAAGCGGGAAACUAUGUAAUGUAAUGUUAAUAUAUACGUUUAUAACGAUAAUUUCCACCUCUACUAGUUUCAUGCCUUUUUACUUCACAAUCUAUUAUGUUUUUCAUCUUUUGCGUUAUUUUCCGGUUAUUAGCGCGCUCAUCACCGUACAAAGUACCCAAAUAAAUUUGGUCUAUUGAGAUUGGUGAACCUAGUAGAUUUGAAAAUUUACAAUGUAAAAGUCCCCAUAAUACACCUAUCACCAAAAUAUCAACAAUGUUUUAAUAUCCACUGAAUAUUAAAUUGAAUUCCAUUGUCACACAAAUCAUUGAGCGAGAGAGGAAUUACUAUUCUUAACAAAAAAAAUUGUAGUUAUAAUUUAUAACAGAAGGUAUUGUAUACGAAACAGUUAAGAAAUGUCAAAUAUGUCAAAGCAAUUUUUAAAAUAUGUUGUAGAUAAAUAUCUCUGAACAUAUUUGUUUCUUCUAUCUCAUUUAAAAACCAAUAAAGGACCAAAUUUACUUCUAGUGGUCAUUUAACGACAACUAGCAAAUAUUAUACCAUAGAGCUGAGUCUUAUCGUAUUCCCUGUCAUUUUAACACUAUCCAUAGCUUUGAAGUGAUAUUACAGAGGAUAUAGACAUGAUGCUUAGAAUAGAUCAAGAUCUAGCCUUUCUUUACAUUUUAUUCCCAGAUGAAACAUUCCAAUUGAAUGGUACUCGUAAUCAUAAUUGCAGAUAUUGGGCAGUCGAGAAUCCUCAUUAGAUGUGAAAGAGCAAAACCCAAUAUCUGCAAUUUGAUUAGGCCAUUCCUCAUCGAUGGUAAUCUUACUGCCCAAAGCUGUGAAAACCAGCUUUGAAAUGAAAUAACUGUAACAAUAAGGGAGAUUACAGUAGUAUAUAAGUUGCAGCAUGUUUGGUUUCAGCGAGAUGGUGCUACACCUCAUUAGGGACGGAACCUUCUUAAUUAUUAAGAUCAACAUUUUCCUGAUCGUUGUAUUGGACGACGAUCUAAUGGCCUGUCAGGUCGCCAGCUUUAACUCCGCUUGAUUUUUUCUUGUGGAUUUAUUUAAAAGAUUGGGUUUAUGAAACGAAGCAUUAAACUUUAGAUGAAUUGUGUCAGAUAAUUUAUCUAGCUGCCCAAAUACCUACGGAAUACUUAAACAAUUCCAUCUAAUCUGUUUACUAUCGAUUAGUUUACUGCCAAGAAUCAAGAUGCUAAAAACUGUUCCGCGCUUGCAUGUGCUGAAAUUGCCAUUCUACUGGGUUAUGCCUAAUCCUAAAAUCAACACACUGUAAAAAGUUAUAAUAAAACUAAAAGGAGAUGUAUAAAAAAAUGUAAUUUAUUGCAAUACAAACUUUAUUUUGUCACUAUUAUUAGUUAUAAUGAAUCCAGAAUUAAUUUGAUUUGUGUAUAUGUUUUUAAUAAAAUUUUAUAUUGAA